AUGUUCGGGCGACAAGGUGGCACGUCGCAUCGGUCGUCCGCGUCGAAGGCAUCUCGUCUGGACUACGAGCAGGAUGCCCUGUUUGCGGCGGCAGAGCGUAAAGAGCUGGCGGCGCAGAAGUUUGACGAAUGGGUGCGCUUUAAGGACAGCUUUGACAGAGGUCUCGCGUUGUUUGCAAAGCUGGAUGCCGGCCAUUGCGAGGGUGAGGAAGCGUGGAAGAAGGUGGCCGUGAUUCUCGCAGCGAUAGACAGGUCUCUUGGGAUCGAUCUCAACGUCGCUAUCCGCAACGUCAAGCGGGAUGGUUCGACCAAGGCCAAGGCCGGGCCGCAGAGCAUGUAUGACGCCUUCAAGAAAUGGUCCAUGUUUGGACAUACCUUCACCUUUGUGAAGCUCACAGCGGCGGAGGUCGAAUCGCUGGGAGCAGCUACACGACAAUUUCUUGAGCCAGACGGCGACGACGACGGCAACGAAUCUGCGACGGUGCUGCCAUCGCUCAAGCAUCACUUCCCUCCACCUCCUGCUCGGCGUGGUCUCAGAACCCGACCGAUGACCGACGACCAAAAAGCAAUGAACGCGAUCUUCCUACGCUACCGUUACGGAGAGGAAGAGGACGAAGACAGGGGACUACAGGCGAGGAGGACUCGUUACAUGGAUGCCGGCCUGGUCGCUGUGGGCAUUCGGCGUCUGAGCGAGUUACUCGAAGAAGACAUCGACACGCGAAAGAAGAAAGAGGAUGAAGCCCGCCUGGAAAAGGAAGAGGACGCGCGACGUGCCCAUGAGGGGUGGACUCGGGUUAAAGACACCCGGCGGUUUCGGAUACCGGACGAAGAGGCGUUCCGUCCAGGGGGAGUUUGGAAGCCCCCGAGGUUCGAUUUCUCCGGGGGAAAGGGGCUGGUGCGGCCCAACAAGAACCUCAUCGCGUCCACCACGCUGGACAUCAUGCGGGGACAGGGAAUGAAGUACGCACACGCCAUCUCAGACGCACGGCAGGGGGUAGAAGGAGAUCUGGAAAAGAGCAAGAGGCAAAUCAAGCGCCACAAAGAAACGGUGAUUGAAAAACUGACCAAAUUCAUGGACGGACGCAAAGCGUCGGUAACAAAACUAUGUGCUACCCUUCUUCCCGUCCCCACAGGUACUUGUUGGUGCUGUAUUUCGUUUUUACACCAAUGUACCAGGACCAAAGUCAACCCUUUUAACUACUUUUCGUGGCCACCACAGGUAUCUCGACAAAGAAACGUUCGGGCGGCUGCUCGUCGAACUGAGAAGGUGGAGGCGUUCCGCGGCUGGUCGCGGCUCAAGGCCGUCAAGGAGGCCGCGGUGCGGUGCCUGGAGGACAUCGACCCCCCUCCCUCGGGAAAGGGCGCUGAUAAAAGGGAGAAGGAACACUGGCUUGAGGUCGGUCGUGCUUUGAAGAGCGUCGACGCCCGUCUUCUCUCGGAUUGGACAGCGUGGGCGCGUGGAAACUUCCCGCCCGCGCAUUGCCAGGCGGUAUGGGAUGCGCUCGAGCCUCGGAGCUGCGACACCCACUCGACGUCCUACAGCGCGACGCGAGAGACAUUCCUCAAGCUCCUGCGGCCCGGGGUGGACUAUCGAGAAGCGUUUCACAAGAUGGUACGGAGACGCUUGAGAAAGGCGGGAGCUGACCGCGGGCAGAGGUUCGACGACAACGACAAGUUGGAGCCAGAAGACCUCGUACUUAGCCGCAGGGAAAUGAGACAACUCUUGACCAAGGAGCUCGGCAUCCUGAUGCGAGGUGAAGAGAUGCGCCGGUUGGUGGACUCCUUCGAUACGAAUGAGGACCGUUUGGUGAGAUGGGAGGACUUCGAGAAGCUCACGGGCGGCGUAAGAGAGGCAGUGAGGGGAGACGCAGCGAAGAGGCUGGAAAAGCGCUGCGUGUGGGAAACCACGUGCCCGGAAAUCGGUAUGCCCAAUGCCUUCGUCGUAUCGGCUGUCAAGAAGACGGCGACGGGCGGUUGGGAAGGGACGGGAGGGAAGGGGGUGAUGCGCGACAACGACGAAGACGAAGACAAGGCUGCGGAUGGUUGGCGUCCAGCAGGUACCACAACGACCGCGUGGGGAGGGACUUGCGAGAUAAUCACCCUCAAGAGCGGGGACCGCCGCUGGCGUAACGAGCUCGCGGACCGCGCCAAGCGCCUCCGGAUCCUUCGGAAGUACGGCCUUGCUCACGCCGAGAAGAAGACAGGCGGCGGGGGGGGGCGCGGUCGUGGAGGCGGUGGCGGGGGGGGGCAUGGGGGUGGCGAAUACGACGACGACGGCUUUGAGGGCGAGGAUGAUGAUGACAAUUCCUACGGAGAAGGCGAGUUCGAGAGGAGCGAGGGAGAGGGUGGGGAUCGUAACAGUCCUGGCCGAACGAGGGGCAGCGGCAGUGUACCGUGCGAGGCUUCGCAAUGGCCCAUGUUUAAGAGGAUCAAGGGGCUCAAGACGCUCAAGCGCUUGAGCAAAGCGAAUAGAGAAGCAAGUGAGCUGCGACAGCUCCUCGCGGAGGGAGUCGCGCCCGAGCCCCCCAAGUUUUGGAGCGCCGAGCCGGGCCACCCCGACGUUGGCUCUACUCAGGAUGACGCUCUAACCGAGGAGCUACUCUUGUGCUGGAGACCACAACACGGGUCUGCGGUGGCGUUUUACAGUCUAGAGAUGAGCGGCCCGGAGGGGGGAAAGGCGUUCUGCCAAGGGGCGCACCGAGAGAUUUGCCGGGACCCCCCGGAUGCCGACGGUGACCCGCAGUAUCAGUUCUGGGUCCGAGGUCUGCGUCCCAACACGAGGUACGGCUUCCGUGUCCGCGCGUUCAACGGCUUCGGUCCUGGACCGUACGCGCACGGCUGUUUCGCCACCCGCCCUUGUCGGCCGGCGGCGCCGGUGGCUGUGAAGCUUGCCCCGACCGAGGUUACGCUGCAGUGGGUCUUUGGUGGUCGAAAUGCUGCUAAGGCGCGUGAGUUGAGGAACGUGUUCGACGCCCUUGACGAGUACGACGACGGCCAAGUCAGCCGGGAAGAGUUUCUGGCCUCCCUAGAUCUCGACCACCCGCACCUCAUGGCCUUCCUCAAGGCCACCACCCUCGCCGGUGCCGCCACCGAAGCCGAGGGUGAAGCGGAAGCGGAGGCGCGAGGGGGGGUAGGCGCAGAAUCUACCCGCGACCACCACCGUCGUCGCUCUGGGGCCGCCGGGGGACGGAGGAGUACGGGCGGCAGGAGAGGGGUGGCGACGGUGGCGGUGGCAGUCGGUUCGGAGGCGUUGUCGGUGUUCGAUGCGAUCGAGGCGAACGACGACGAUUUUAUCUCUUGGGACGAGUCAAACGGGCGAGGGGCAACGGCAAUCGGUGGAGGACACUUCGUCGUGGAAGUGUGCACCAGCCAGGGGCGAGAUCGUUGGAAGGAGGCAUGGAAGGGCACAACAGGGACGGCGCGAGUGAAAAUGCUGGAGGCCGGUACAGGCUACCGUUUCCGGGUGCGACCGACAAACUGCGAGGGUCUCGACGGACCUGUCAGCGAGUCUGUGGUGGUGAACACCCUGCUUCCUACGCCCAGGGCGCCCAGAAUAAACGUGGCCUCUGGCAAGCCCACCGUCACGAACACCGGGGUAUGGGACACGCGCGUGCGGGUACGGUGGGACGCGGCAGCGGGCACGACGUCAACGCCGAUCGGCGGGGGCGGUAUGAUUGCGGGGGGCGGGGGCGGGGCCGCGGGAGGAGGUGGCACUGCGACUGACAGGGCGGCUACGAAAAUUCUCAUGCAGUGGGCCCACGAAUGCUCCGACGACCGAGGCGUUAGCGUGGAGGCGGUAUUCUCGCAGUUCGACCGUGACGGAAGAGGAGUGAUUGACCCCUUGGAGUUGGGCAACCUCUUGGAAGCUCUCGGCGUAGAAGUGACGGAGGAGCGGUUAAGAGAGGCCUUCACCGAGCUGGACCGCGGGGGUGACGGCAUCGACGGCGCGCUCUCUUUGGACGACUUCGACGCGUGGUGGCAUUCCGAUCUAGCCGCAAAGUUCGUCCUCAUGCGAGACGACGGCAUUGCCGGAAACAUUCUCGAGAUGGCGGAAGUGGCAGCCACGGCACGGGGUGGCAGCGGUGGUGGCGGCGUCCCUCCCACCCGAGCAACUGCAGCCGCGGUGACAGCAACAACGGCUCUCCCCAAGAGCACAACCGCCACGAUUGCGUCCUUCAAGGGGCGCGCGAACGGGUGCGAGGUGGCAGGUCUUGCUCCCAACACCUUGUACCACUUCCGGGUACGCGCGGUCAACGCCAGGACGCGAAGUUCGCUCAGUGCUCCGCUCGAGGUCAUGACGGCUCCCCGCCGACCAGAACCUCCAGUCAUCAUCCGCUGCGAGCAAAGGUCGAUCGUCGCCAAGUGGUAUCCUGGCUGCCCCGGCAGCGCGCACAAGUACCGCCUGCAGGCUCGACUGGUCGAAGGGUUGGAUGGGAUCGGGGCCAUGCACAACAACAAAAGUGUGCUCGCGACGACGGACAACAACCGUGUGAAUACUACACGGGGGCGGGGCACUGGUGGUAACAGGAGGUCGGCGUGGGGGGUCGCUGAAGGCGGUGGCGGCGGUGGCGGCGGCGGCGGGGGUGGUGGCGGCCGGGCGGGCGGAGAGUGGGUGACGGUGUACGAGGGCGUCGACAGCACGGCCAAGGUUACGGGUCUGGCCGCGAACAGCGUCCACCACUUCCGGGUGUGUGCGGUCAACCUGCGGAGUGUCGCCAGCGAGUGGUCCCUCCCGGCCCAAGCGGCAACCUCUUUGCGGCGAGCGGCUGGGAGCGGGGGCGGCGGUGGAGGGGGAGGAUGGGACGACAGGGUCGGGUCUCUCCUAUGCAAGCCCCAGCACGCCGCCGAGGUUUUCCACGUGGAUGCGGACGACGACAUAGUCGUCGGCGACACGAUAAUAUUCACCGAGCGCCUCUACGUCGACCAAGACGGGCAACUCGUCACCGCAGGAGGGGGCACCACCACCAACAACAUCCCGACCCCUUCCCAAGGCCCUUACCCCUCCCGCCACCACCACGGAUUCCCUGCAAACGCCUCGGGGGCCGUCGACCGAAACUCUCCCUCGGCCCCGCGCGUAAGCUUGAGCAUGGCCAGUCUUGGCCUCGACGGCGCUGCUCCUGAUAACGCAACAGGGGCCACAAGAAAGGGAGGAAGGGCAAGAGGAGGAGGAGGAGGAGGAGCGAGGUGGGCGACCCCCGCGGAAAAGAGUCGUACGCGGCAAGGUGGGCACGUGGGACGACCGCCAACGACGGCGAUGGUGGUGCAGGGGGGCUCGUGGACUGAUGGCGGCGGGGAGUUCGUCGGGGAGAGAACGGUGGCGUCGCACGUGCUGCAGGACUCGUUCCGGUCGAUGAGGAGGAAAGAUAAAGGAGGCGUGUUGGAGUACGACAGAACAAAGAGUCGAUGUCGGGUGCUGCGGUUGGAGGUGAUCUGGUCUACGGUUUCAAGCGAGGAGGCGAAGGGGUUUCUACUCCCGCGCGGGUCGAUAGUAGAGCGCAACCAGGGGCGACUCUCGCAGUUCGAGACUUUCCGAGCUCUCUGGGCGCAGGACGAGAGGCGAAAGAGCGUCCGAGAAGAGUGGGCUCUGCUCUCUGGCGUGUUGUGA
Ectocarpus siliculosus is the source of this 5604-nucleotide messenger RNA. Lineage: Eukaryota; Phaeophyceae; Ectocarpales; Ectocarpaceae. The record is from the annotation of a GenBank genome assembly.